This is a messenger RNA of Drosophila montana, 6814 nucleotides long. Its product is annotated as pneumococcal serine-rich repeat protein-like. Gene Ontology annotation, biological process: monoatomic ion transport; transmembrane transport. Bases 266 to 6346 code for a protein of 2026 amino acids. The transcript is spliced from 18 exons. Gene Ontology annotation, cellular component: membrane. Gene Ontology annotation, molecular function: protein-containing complex binding; monoatomic ion channel activity. The record is from RefSeq and is a predicted model, not a curated record. Lineage: Eukaryota; Metazoa; Arthropoda; Insecta; Diptera; Drosophilidae.
ACAAAAAAAAAACCAAAUAGCGCAUUGUUUUGCUUAUUGUCAGUGUGAAAAUUGUUGUUGUUGUUGUUGUUGGCGCCUUUGGGCACUCAAUUAAGCCCAAUUCCAGGCAGCCAAACGCAGCACACACUCACACACCACACACACACACACACACACACACACACAGGACACCAGCGGUGUCUGUUGGUGUCUGCUGGCGGUCGUCUGGCGGGGGCGUCUCCGCUCCGGUCUUGUCUUGUGGCCCGGCGAUUGAGUUGAUGUAACAAUGAAACUGAGCGUCAGCGCGUAUCGGGCGCAUGCAUCCGCACACAAGAAGAUCCUCUCCAGCGGCUAUCACUCGCAGCUCAAUUACGGCAGCACUGGCGCCGCCGCCGCCGCGUCCUCCUCCUCAUCGUCGGCAGCAGCGGCGGCCACUGCAACGGGCCUAUAUACGAUGGAAACGCAUGCAAAGGAUAUGGCCAGGCUCGACUGCAACAGCGACACGGACGUCAUCAGCCCAACGGGCACCAGCAGCUCCGGCGGAGGAGGCGGCGGCGCCAGCAAUGCGCCAGCGGAUGGCGGCCAUCACAAGCGACACCACAAAAGCGGCAGCGCCUCGGCAGCGGCUGCGGCGGCGGCAGCGGCUGCCGCAUUGGCCAACGAUGAUGACAAUAACAGUGCGGCGCAUUCAUCGGACAGCAAGAGUCCCAGUCAGCGGAAAUCGCGUAUCGGAGAUGGAGCCUCAGAUCCAGAUUCCGAUUGGACACGCUCGAACCAACGCUGGAUGAAACUGCGCACCACCGUACAAAUCUCAUCGGCCAUACAGAAGAAACCACCGCUCAAGCGCGAAGACUCAUUCCUGAAGCGUUUCUCAACUAGACAGAUACCCGAAACACAGGAAACUGUUGAAGACACGGGUUCAGAAAGUGCCUCUGGUGACGUCGACAAAACGGUUAAGCGUAGACGACGCUAUCUGCAGAAACGACGCUCCGUUGUUAAUCCAGAUGAAAAUUUUUACUUCUAUUGGUUAAUGAUGGUAACUAUAUGUGUUCUCUAUAAUCUAUGGACCCUAAUUGUGAGGCAGAGCUUUCCUGAACUGCAGCAAUCUGUGCCUACCUUUUGGCUCAUCUGCGAUUCAAUGACAGAUGUUGUAUUUAUCUUAGAUAUAAUAGUUCAAUUACGCACAGGCUAUCUGGAGCAGGGCCUAAUGGUAUACGACGACAGGAAGCUGGCCUGUCACUAUGUGCACUCGCGUGAGUUCAUCUUUGAUAUGAUAGCGCUGAUACCAUUGGAUCUGCUCCAGCUGAAGAUGGGCACACAUCCGCUUUUGCGUUUUACGCGCUUUUUUAAAGUAUAUCGAUCUGUGAGAUUUUAUUACAUCGUAGAGAGUAGAACAGUUUGGCCAAAUUUAUGGCGCGUUGUUAAUCUAAUUCAUAUCCUGUUAAUAUUGGCCCAUUGGUUCGGUUGUUUCUAUUUUUUACUCUCCGAAGCGGAGGGCUUUCAGGGUGAUUGGGUCUAUCCCUAUAGACCGGGUGACUAUGCGACGCUGACGCGCAAAUAUCUGGGCAGCCUUUAUUGGUCCACCCUAACGCUGACCACAAUUGGCGAUCUGCCGACGCCGGAGACGAAUGCAGAACCGAACUUUUCGGUGGACGGCCCCCGAUCAAUACCAAGGCGUGGCAUCAAAUCACGACUGCUACAGUUUGGCUCCAGCUAUGGAUAUAUUUUUACGAUCGUUAGCUAUUUGAUUGGGGUUUUUAUCUUUGCGACCAUUGUGGGCCAAGUGGGAAAUGUGAUAACAAAUCGAAAUGCCAAUCGGUUGGAAUUCGAGCGUCUACUCGACGGGGCCAAGACCUACAUGAGGCAUCACAAGGUGCCCGGCGGGAUGAAGCGGCGGGUCCUGCGCUGGUAUGACUAUAGCUGGUCGCGGGGUCGCAUACAGGGCGGCGGGGAUAUUAACACUGCGUUGGGCCUGUUGCCCGAUAAAUUGAAAACCGAAUUGGCCUUACACGUUAACCUAAGCGUAUUGAAGAAGGUGACCAUAUUCCAAGAGUGCCAGCCGGAAUUUCUGCACGAUCUGGUGCUGAAAAUGAAGGCAUAUAUCUUUACGCCGGGCGAUUCAAUCUGUCGCAAGGGCGAGGUGGCUCGUGAAAUGUUCAUUAUAGCCGAUGGCAUUCUGGAGGUGCUCAGCGAGACGGGCAAGGUCCUCACCACCAUGAAGGCGGGCGAUUUUUUCGGUGAGAUCGGUAUACUCAAUCUGGAUGGCCUGAACAAACGCACCGCGGAUGUGCGCUCCGUGGGCUACUCGGAGUUGUUUUCGCUAUCACGCGAGGACGUGUUGGCCGCCAUGAAAGACUAUCCGGACGCACAGGAAAUACUGCAGACUCUCGGACGCAAACGCCUCAUGGAGGUGCGAUGCGUGAACAAGAAAUAUGCCAAGGCGCAAAGUGACAAGGAGGCUGCUGCCUAUGCCGCCGCCCAUCCGCAUCAUCCACAUGCUCCACAUGCUCAUCCGCACCAUCAUCAGGUGCAUCAGAGCGACAGCAGCGAGAACAGUGCCUCCAAGAAAAUAGUGGACAAGCUGAAGCACGAUGUGAAGGGCUUUCGCAAUGUCCUCAAAAAGUCCAGAACCUCACGCAAGAGCGAUGAAUCACUGGAAAUGCAACCGCUGCACAAUACCUCGCCGCGUGGCAGCAAGAUAAUGCUGAAGCGCAUGUCACGCGUGCGCUCCGAUGACAAGGAUGCGGAUAGCGCCGAGGCGAAGGAUGAGCUGCAUGACAAGACGCCCAGCCCGAUUGGGGCCGGCCUGCCGCUGCUGCAGCGCCUGCGUCUGCUCAAGGAGAAGCAGGAUCGCGAAGAGCGAGCUGUUAAGUCCACACCACCACAGAAAUCUCCACCUCACUCACAUGUAACGUGUACGUUAUCGCCGCAGGAAUCGAUACAGGAAGAGCCCGAACGCGAGUUUAACGAGGGCUUUCCCCUGAUCCAGAGAUUGCAGCAGUUGAAAAUUAAAAACGAGCCACAAAUUAACGCCAUCAACGAGUCCGGCGUCGUCAUGGCACACACGCCGCCCAACAUCAGCAGCAAGGUGGACUUUGGAGCAGCAGCAGGUGUGGCAGCAGUUGGUGCGACAGGUGGUGCAGGCACAGCUCAAACGCUAACCGUCGCCCAAAUCAAGCCCAUCAUGAAGGUCUCAUUCAAGCAGAAGAUACAACAGCUGCAGGGCGUGGUGCCGACCGUGGCAAGCGCCAGCAGCACCGCCAGCAGCACCGCCAGCACCACCGGCGCCAUAGCCAAAAAGGAGCCACCCAAAUCGCUGGCUGUGGUGGCCAAGCAUGCGAGCACAGGUCUGCCAUCGUUGGAGACGGCGGCUCUUGCUGGCGCAGCUGCGUUGGGCGGUGGCCAGCCGUUGGUCAGCGGCAUGUCGAGGAAAGUGAUAAAACCGUCCCAGAUGCUGGUCACACCGUUGCAGUCGGAUACGGAUACGGAUGGUACGCCCAUCAAGCCCUGGUCCAAGCUGAAGCUGGCCACACUGAUGUCAGCCAGCUACACGAGCCUAAACAACUGCUCGCCGGACGAUCUGGCAACGCCGCUAAAGAACUAUUCACUAAGCAAUAUACCGCAGCACAUGGAGGGCACGGCAAACGCUCGACCACGGCAUCACAGUGCGCGCAGCUCACGCUCGCCGCGUCACGCACACGCACAAGCUCAUGGUCACGGUCAAGGUCACGGUCAAGGUCACGGUCAAGGUCACGGUCAAGGUCAUGGUCAAGGUCAUGGCUCCAGCUCGAGCACGUGCUCAUCGAGCGCCCGGAGCACAUUGAGCAGCACAGGCGAAUGCCAAAGACUGCAAAAACCGGAACAGCAGCUGCCCGAGGUUGAAGCAAACGGCCAGAAGCUCUAUCAAAGCGUUUUCGAUCUUUCGCCGGAAUAUUGUGGACUGCCGUUCGUGAAGCGCCUGAAGAUACUGAACGAGCGCCAGAAGCUGGCCGAACUGGAGAAAGCUCUGCAGACGCGCAGCUUCAGCCUGGACUGCUCGAAGUCGACAAGCAAUAACAACGAAGUGCCCAUAACGGAGUCAUUAUAUCGCUGCUAUAGCGACACCUCCGGCAUCUACUCACAGUUUCUGAGCGCCUACGAGUCCACCACCAGCUCCACAUCCAUUUCGACCAAUACAUCCGCAUCGGAUAGCAAUUCCAAGCCGUAUGCCCAGCCGCAUGCCCACCAGCUGGAGUAUAUGCCCCUCAGCCCGGAAUCGAAUGAGACCGUCGAACGGCGCAAACUGAAAAGCAUAUUGAAGAAGCUUCAGAAGGGUGGUGCAGCUGAUCAAGCUGGUGGUGCUGGUGGUGGUGGUGGUGGUGGUGGUGGUGGUGCCGCCGAUGGUGAUGCCCAAGACGAGGCGAAUGCCAAGGCCAAGGGCAGUAGUGCACUAUCGAGGGGGCUGCUCAUGGAGCCGACCUUGGAAGGGUACGUGGCCAGGCACAGUAAGCUCUUGAAGAGUGUAACCUUCCAUUCAACUCUUUCCAGCCCGCCCCCCAGUGCCAAAGAGGAGCUGCACUUCGCUGCCCUCGGUGGUGGUGCUGCUGCCUGCCCAAACAAUUCGCAAUACGCGAACGCGAAUGCAAACGCGCUCGCGCUCGGUACGGUCACGGUAACGGGUAACGGUACAGAUAAUAAUAAUAUGGCAACGCCAACAGCGCCACGGCCAGCGAACAUAAUGCUGCCAGAUCCGUCUGUCUGGUCGCCGACGUUGGCAUUGGUAACGCCAACGAAUUCGCCGCAAGAAUGUUUCGCAUUUGAGCCGCAGUUGGGCGGCGGCGUAAUCGCUGGCGUUGGCAACGGCUCAACGUCAAUCGCAUCCGCAUCGGCAUCCGCAACGACAUCCGCAACCGCAUCCGCAACCGCCUCAUAUGUGGUCGAGUGCUCCGCGUCGAACCAGAUACUCUCACAGAAUACCGAAUUUCAUGCACAAUCGACAACAUCCACAGAUUUGAAUUUGAAUUUGCAGCUCCGGCAGAACACGAUGAAUGCCACAAGUCAGCCGGGUCAGGCGGGUCAGGUCCCGAAAUUGGAAGGCUUUCCAGAGGCGCAGGACUACUUCAAUCAGAUAGUUAGCGGCAUCAAUCACGUGAUCAAGACGCACAUGAACGAAAUGCACUCAAAGUUCGAGUCGCAAUUCUCGAACAUGGCCGGCGAGGUGAGACGCCGGGACGCGAUAAUUGCCCAGCUGCAGCUGAAGCUGCGCUCCAUCGAACAGAAAUCAACGAUGGCAACACCAACGCGUCGCAUUAAGCGGGAGAAGCUGCCGCAGCUCUCCGUGGACGAUGACGAGCCAGCUGAGCAGGAUAAUAGCAGUUCGGGCUCCUCGGCCGAGUUGCUCUUCAUGCGCGGCGACUCGCUGGACACUGUGUUCACCUCGUCGCCGCCCAUCCAGGGCGGUCGGCGCAGCAUAUCGCCUGGACCCAGCCGGCAUCAUGCGGCCUCCGCCAAUGCGCUCAACUGUCCGAGCAGCUACUACAGCGGGCCGGGCACAUUGACGACGCGGCACGCCCAGAGCCAGCCCAGCUUCUAUACGCCGCACGGCAAUGGGCGGCACAGUAGCCGGGCGGGCGUACUGCCCGGCUAUCGCGAUUGGCUUGAGCAUGGGACUGCCAGCAGCAGCAGUAUGGCAGGAGGCGCUGGCGCGAGCAGCUCUGGCAUGGGCAUGGGCGUGGCCAGCAGCAGCAGCGGCAGCGGAAGCGUCAGCGGCAGCGGCACCGGCAUGAUGGUCUCCGAUGUGACGGGCAACUUGACCCGUCUGUCGGACAGCGUCAUUUUGGAUAUUGGCGAGAGCUCCAGCUCGAGCUCAUCGUCGAGCAAGCUGAACAUUGCCGAUAUCGAUAUCGACGACGAUGACGAUGACGAGGCGGAGGAUGAGCUGAGCGGCGCGGCUCUGGUCACGGCGGCCACCAGCAGCGGCGCCGCCAGCGCCGCCAGCGCCGGCCACAACGACUGGGAGGUGCGAAUGCUGGCCGCCGAAAUGGAGCGGCAGGAGCGCAAGCGUGGCCUUUCCCUGUCCGACAAUUUGGGCGAGCUGCGCCACUGCAGCACAUUUCUGCGCAGGCGUCGCAAGUUCAGCGACACCGAAACCGAGCACAGCGAAACCGAUGCGGAUGAGCGUCUGGCGGCCAUCGGCGGUGCGGCUGCCGCCGAUGUGGAUGCCACAUUGGGCGUGGCCAGCGGAAACGGCAGCGGUAACGGCAGCGGCAGCGGCAGCGGCAGUAAUCGACCGCGUGCCUCGAGCCUGGAUCAGUUCAACCUGCGCUAUGGCAUUGGGCGUGGCAUCUUUAAAGCAAUGAGCAUCGAUCGUGAUAAAGACAAGCUUUGAGAACUAUAAUCCCAGCAGGACGCAACCAGAACAACAACAACAACAACAACCACCCACAGCAAUAACAGGAGCAAACCUGACAGACACAAACAAUAAGCUAAGCAAUACGAGCAGUAUUACAAAAGGAACCACACCCACACACACACACACACACACACCCACACGCACACACACACACACACACACACACUUCGAUAUACAAGACAGCAUAUAAAGAGGUAUGCUAUAUAUAUUCUAUAUAUAUGUUUAGCCCUUAACCAAUUCUCCAGAGCAAGAAAACCACAAGAAAAGAAAAAAACAGAAAAAAAAAGAUGAAAGUUAGGGAAAUCCUAUAGAAACACACAUAAAACCUAGUAUUAGAGGCAAGCAGCGAAGAGGAAGAACACAGCACACAAAAUAAGUCGAAGAGCGAUCCACGCUUUAGUCCAGAAACCCAAUUUAUCUUAGGCACAUGUCUUGCAUAUCCCA